AUGGGUCCUCUUCGACCUGUUGAUAUGUCUUCCUCUUCCCAGCCCGAGAGCGAGAAGACUGCCCGGAGUGCAUCUUCUAAAAAGGGAGAUUCCGAGUCUCGAGAUAUUUCUUCGAAGUUAAAGCCUGCUCUUGUCCCUCAAAUCAAAUCACUUUCAGGCUCAAGUGAGACGGAAGAUGUCGUCCCACCCAAAGUUCCUGCGGCACCGGAGCACCGUCGCUUGUGUGAGGAAAGGCAGCGGCUAGGUCUCAAAAGGCAAACACUCGAGGCUCGCAUCGCUCGGGUGGAGAGGAAGAUAAGGGCACUGGAAAGUGAUCCCUUUCAAUGGGAAUGGCGGAACUUCGAUUCUGUUGCUGAGAUCCCGAAGAUGCUUCGGAUGUAUCUCCGUGCUAAAGGAGUUCCGGGUCCUGUGAAUGCUCCGGUCCGUACCGUUCCAUCUGAUAGCGAGGAAGAAGACGAGGAGGAGGCCAGUACCAGUCGGAAACGCGUUCGGGAUCGUCCCGAAGUGGAUGCCAAGAACAAGGCGUCCACUUCGAAAACUAAACCGGCGAUGAAGGAGCCUGUUCCUGAGCCUCUUCCAUAA
Arabidopsis lyrata subsp. lyrata is the source of this 582-nucleotide messenger RNA. RefSeq lists its product as uncharacterized. The transcript has 3 exons. Bases 1 to 582 code for a protein of 193 amino acids. NCBI's taxonomy places the organism in Eukaryota, Viridiplantae, Streptophyta, Magnoliopsida, Brassicales, Brassicaceae. The record is from RefSeq and is a predicted model, not a curated record.